This is a messenger RNA of Lecanosticta acicola, 780 nucleotides long. The record is from the annotation of a GenBank genome assembly. NCBI's taxonomy places the organism in Eukaryota, Fungi, Ascomycota, Dothideomycetes, Mycosphaerellales, Mycosphaerellaceae.
AUGCCCGCGCCGACCGCACUUCAACGAGCGCCGGAGCCCAUGGCAACGGAAGUGACGGCCCACGAUGCACCACAGACAGCAGUAGAAGAUGACCAGGUCCUCGUAAACGUCACCGCAGCGCCAGAUCAGGAAACAAGCGCCGUCGAAGAUGGCGACGUCGAAAUGGAAGAAGAGACGCCCGCCAAACCCGCCCUCUUUGCCCCCGAGAACCCUUCAAAAUCAAAGGGCAAAAUACGCUUCGAAGAACGCAAAGUCCGAGUCCCGCCUCACAGAUACUCUCCUCUCAAGGCAAAUUGGCCGAAAAUCUACCCACCUCUCGUUGAACAUCUCAAAUUGAUGGUACGGAUGAACACAGCAAAGAAGGCCGUCGAGCUGCGAACAUCAAAAGACACCACAGAUACGGGUGCGAUCCAGAAGGGAGCGGACUUCAUCCAGGCAUUCUGCCUCGGUUUCGAUCUCGACGACGCGAUCGCCCUGCUUCGUCUCGACGAUCUGUAUAUCCAGAGCUUUGAGGUGAAGGAUGUGAAAGAGCUGCAUGGAGAGCAUCUGAGUCGUGCGAUUGGACGUAUUGCAGGCAAGGAUGGCAAGACCAAGUUUGCGAUCGAGAAUGCGAGUCGGACGCGAAUCGUGUUGGCCGAUCAGAAGGUGCAUAUUCUUGGUGGAUUCAAGAACAUCCACAUUGCGAGGGAAGCGGUGGUCAGUCUCAUUCUGGGCAGUCCUCCAGGGAAGGUUUACGGAAACCUGAGGACCGUUGCGGGCAGGAUGAAGGAGCGGUUCUAG